Fonsecaea nubica is the source of this 1674-nucleotide messenger RNA. RefSeq lists its product as hypothetical. The record is from RefSeq and is a predicted model, not a curated record. The transcript has 5 exons. Lineage: Eukaryota; Fungi; Ascomycota; Eurotiomycetes; Chaetothyriales; Herpotrichiellaceae. The coding region runs from base 1 to 1674 and encodes 557 amino acids.
AUGUACGACUUCUAUUACACCAAACUGCUGAACGACCCAUCCAAAUUUGAGCCUCGGGCGGGCAACAGAUGGGUCGAGGUGUGGGAGCCUGAUGAUGGCGGCGGGCUGGUGUUGCUUGACCGCGAAAUUGCCGAGUCCGAGAUCACCACCAAGAUAGCUGCCCAUGCCUCUUUACAAUCAGAUAAGGCGGUAGACAACGAUCUCAGCAAUCGUCGUCUCCGACUCCAGCUUCUGAUUGGCAGCCCAGAGCAGCAUAAAAGCGACGCGCAGAUUCUACCCCUGCCAAUCUCUCAAAACACCUUUGAGGCCGUCAGAACCACUUGGAAUAUGCCCACAGAGCUGCUGCGCAUGAUGCUAAGCACACUACCAAUAGCCACAGAAUUCCAGACCCAGACUUUGACAGGGGAAUUGAUCACAGGGCUUAUGGCCAGGAGUGCAAGAUCGAGAGACUGGAAUUUUUGCCUUGGUCUUGUCUAUAAUGAGGACACCAAAGUCAUCUCCGGCAUCGUGAACGGUAUGCAAGCUGAUGAGACGACACUGAUGCUCAAAUGUAUCCAGGAGUCCACCGACUAUCUGCAAGAUCCCAUGCUGCUACCAGUAUUUUUGCUGGAGCUAAAGGUCCACUAUUUCGCCGUGCUUCUUGAAUCGCGCGCUCAAGGCAUUGAGGAGCUUGAGUAUAGAACUGGCAUGAGACAUGGCUUCUCUACCAAUCCCAGCCGAAAUGCAGCAAGAGAUAGGGCAAGAGAAAGACUCCUGAAAGAGCUCAACUUUGAUGAAAUCACUCAAAAGCUUACAGGCGUAACUGGAACUUUGUCGUUUUGCGACAUGACAUUUGCUUCUAGCCUUAGAGCUUUGGAGAUGAUUUGCACUGUCCGAAAUCGACUCAAUCACAAACGUCUCGAUGGCAUCGGCUCUAACGUCCAGAAUGGCGUUGACACGAGAAUUUCGUAUCUGCGUGAAUUGAUUGUUGGUGCUCAACUUCAUGGACAGGUCUUGUCAGCCCGGACGCGGGCUCAAGUCCAGACCGUCUACAGCAUGAUCGGUCAAAAGGAUAAUAAGCUCAACAUCGAGACCGCGGCAACUUCCCAAACGAUUGCUAGAACAGGCCUUGAUCACAGCAACGCCAUGAGAGACAUGGCUGAAGAUUCGAGGAAUGUUGCCAUUCUCACCCGCAAGGACAGCACUGAUAUGCGCAUCAUUGCAGUUGUGACCUUGCUGUUUCUUCCAGGCACUUUUGUAGGUCCUUUUUCUCAUCAACUUCUCGUGGCUCGCUCGAACCUUUUUGAUUCAGAGGCUCUGAAUCAGAGCCAACCUCGCAAUGUUCGAAGACCAUAUAUCAACUCUGGCUUCUUCAUGUUUCUCCCUCGAGAUUCCGACCAGGUUGUUUCAGAGUGGAUAUGGCUAUACUUCGCCUUGACUGGAGCGUGCACCUUUGUGGUCUUUUUGGCAUGGUAUCUGUCAUCCAAGAGACAGAACAAGGAGAUGCUGACCGUGAUGAAUGGAGACAAACGUCCGUCAGUGCCAGCAAAUGUUUUGCUGGAACCUGAGCACGGGGUGGCCAUGAUGAUCACGACACCACCGGCUCCUUCGCCCUUGUGGAUGGAGCGCUCCAGAUCAACUGGUGAUAUCGACCCGUUUGUGUCUUUGGGGAGCACAUCGGACCCUCUCAAAUAA